AUGGAAAACACUCAAUCCGAAAUCGUUGAAUCUUUAGACUCGUUAAAGGAAUUAAAUUCCAAACUCCUAGCGCAGAUUGAUGAACUUAGGAAAGAGAAUGUUAAUGUCAAGGCCGAAAAUGCAAAAUUAAAACAAGCUUUAGAAGAACAUGAAAGCAGAUUCACGAAUCUAGAACGGAGAGAUGAAGAAAAAAGCAACACUUUAGCUAAACUGGAAUACGACGUCUCACUAAUCAAGGAAGAGAGCUUGCAAGACAAUAACACGACUUCAGUAAGUAAAGAAAUACCGGUUUCUUCUGAAACAUGUCAACCAAUUCGUACAGAUCCUAAAUCGUUGGAAGAUAAAAAGAUUGAUGAUUUUCUGGAUUUAACGGAAAAGGGAAGGGUUAGUAAUAUGAUGAAGGAGAGAAACCGGGAAAAGAGAUUUCGAGAUCAAGAAUCGAUACAAAAAACAUCUUUCUCUUCUGAGAAUCCUACAACUGAGGUACGGAGCGCCAUUUCUCACAAAAUAAUUUCUCAAGAUACUAUUCCUUCUGAAAUAGCGAAAAUUCCCUAUAACCAGAAGGUAGAGCAAUGUUUAAGGGAUGAAUUUUCCGUUUGCGUCAAAAGUGAUAAUAGUGUAUUUGAUAUAUAUAUUCCCGAAUUCUCUUUAGAAGCAAUUAUAAGGGGAUCUGGAAAAAUUACGGCUCAAAAUAUAGUUGAUGUAUUUAUUGUUGCUAUGAAGACUAGACAAAAAGAGAUUUUAUGCUGGUAUUGUUACUAUAAAUUAUAUGAGGAUCGAAUCGAAGAUAUUAAGCGAAUAAAUAAUAUUGAUGAUCAAAAGGCAAGAACAUUGGUAUAUAACGAAAUAAAAUUACUUCUUCCUGAUAUUACUGAUAUAAAUUUGCGACAGAGAACCUUUAAAGCUAAAAAAAUUUAUAUAUUAUUUAUGGGAGUAGGGAUAGAUAGAAUUAGACAAGUAAGUAUAUCUGAUGAAGAGACAAAGUCUCGAGUCUCCAACUCAUCGAUUCCCUUGGAAUCAUCUAUCGAUUCUAAAAAAAUAUUAGAAGCUGAGAUAAGUGAGGAGGCCAAGAAAAUGUCUUUACCGGAAUCUGAGGUAAGUAUAAGCGCAUUGUCUGAAAAUGUUUCACCGGAAAAAUUGCCAGAAAGCCAGGUAAGUAUUUCAUCUGAGUCAAAAAAAGUAUCAGGAACCGAGUUAAGUAUACCACCAUCUAAUACCCUUCCAAGACUCUUUCCAUUCAAGAAGAUGCUAUCAAAAGAGGAGCGUAAUCAAGUUAUUAACAAAUUAACCAUGCGUUUCACUGAUUCUCCAAAAUUGGACAAAGAUUAUAGUAUAGAUAAGGAAGGCGAGCACCAGAGUGAUUCUUAUUGGAUUUUCGGUUCACGUUGUCCAAUAUGUAGAGGAAAUCAUAUGAGUUUACAAGGUAAUUGGUGGUUUGAUAAUCGAAGUAAAAAUAUAUAUUAUUAUUUGCAUUGCACUAAUUUAAAAGAGCCAGGAAUUUCUAUUGAUGAGGUAUUAGAAGCUUAUCCUGAAAAUUCAAAACCGAUUCAGGAGUUAAAAACUCAACGCUUCACAUCACCUAUCCCUUGGAACAAGGCUCUUAUAUUUCCAAAUAAAAACAUAGCAGUGGAAGCAUAA
Entrophospora candida is the source of this 1638-nucleotide messenger RNA. NCBI's taxonomy places the organism in Eukaryota, Fungi, Glomeromycota, Glomeromycetes, Entrophosporales, Entrophosporaceae. The record is from the annotation of a GenBank genome assembly.